Molecule: messenger RNA, 4283 nt
Organism: Sebastes umbrosus (honeycomb rockfish)
Lineage: Eukaryota; Metazoa; Chordata; Actinopteri; Perciformes; Sebastidae
Gene: fmnl1a
Product: formin-like 1a
Exons: 25
Coding region: 879-4211 (1110 amino acids)
Biological process (GO): regulation of cell shape; cell migration; cortical actin cytoskeleton organization
Cellular component (GO): cytosol
Molecular function (GO): small GTPase binding; actin filament binding
Source: RefSeq, a predicted model, not a curated record
AAACACAGAGUGGCGCUGUUGGACAACCCUCUCUACCUUGUCACUCACUCAGGAUCUACACACACCUGAACUCAUCAACCUGGCCUCAUGUGAAGCAAAAUGACCAAAACAAAUGUAACCUCAUGCAAAUUAAGCUAUAGCUUCGAGGAAAUUAAUGGCUCCAGUGUGUAGUGAAAGUGGGUUCACGAUAAAGCGGGAGAAAGUCUCCUUUGCCCGUUUGUUCAUUUUACACCUGCUUGGUCAACUUGCUUCCUUGACCUUCGACACUCUUUCUGCUUUCUUUGCUUCCUGUGCUACCUUAUCGUACUCAUCGCUCACUCACUGCUUGCACGGUACGCUUCACAGUUACCAUGUUUAUCUUCCACCGUGUCCUCCACCCCAGCUUCUGUUGCUGUCAUGCACAGGAAGUUGCUCUUCUGCUUUUGUGCUUCUGUGGUUUCUGACUGUGUUACAGAGUGUGUCACACUCCCCUCUCCUUCCUCUCACACGCAGCCCUCUGUACUCACUCACCACAGGAGUUCUUGGUCAACAAGUUGUAGAGUAAAGUGAGCGACACUUAGGUGGGUCUUUUCUGAGAGCCGGACCUUAGGCCUCAACAAGGCUCGUUAGCUUAUUCUCAAAGAGGAACAGGUUGAUGAGAGGACAGACAUGAGGACAAACUAUCUUCUUUCAUCACCCACUCUGUCCUCAGGACCAACGCGGAUUCAGUAAACCAGAGGCUUGAUGUUCGUCUACCCGGAGGCCCAAAAACUUGGUUUGAUUUAAGGCCUUGUCAUUCAGAGUGAACCCUUUUGGUCACUCUCUUUUGGAAUACACAGAUUUCUCAGGAGAAAGGGUUUGUGUAAAGCUUCCUCCUGGAUUACUUGUGGAGAUUAGUGAUGGGGAAUGCGGCCGCACCGGGCUUGGAGCAGGCACCGUCUGAGGGCCGAGAGGCCAGGAACUCAGUCGGAGGAGCUUCAGGAAUGAGUGACCCCACUCCAACCUUGCAGAAGAAGCAGCCGGCUCCCCCCAAACUGCCCAUGCCCGAAGAGAAGGAGCUGGAGGAGCGCUUCAAUGCGGUGCUGGGCAACAUGAACUUGCCUCCAGACAAACUGAAAUUGUUGAGUCAGUAUGACAAUGACAAGAAGUGGGAACUAGUCUGUGAUCACGAGCGUUUCCAGGAGAAGAGCCCCCCAUCCACAUACUUGACUAAGAUCAAGAGCUUCUACCAUGAUCAAGGAGGGGUGACUCGCAGGAAGAAAAGGAUUCAAGAUGCCACCCAGGUCCUUAAAGAUUUGGAGAUAUCCCUUCGCACAAAUCACAUUGGAUGGGCUCAAAAAUUUCUCAACGAGGAGAACAAAGGUUUGGAUAUUCUGGUGGAAUACCUAUCCCAUGCACAAAGCGACGCCUCGUUUGAUGUGGAGAGUGUUGAAAAUGGUGGCACCCUGUCAGAAAGAGGAAAACCAGCAGAGAGGUCGAUGGAAGACUUGGCCAAGAGCCCCAGCAGCUCCCAUUCACAUGGGAUGACCAGAGCUGCUCGAGCACUGACUGUAAGAAUAAGCUCCACUCUGGGGAACAAGAUGUAUAAGAGAUCCCCUUCAUCCUACCAGAGAGAUGAUGUACACGUGUGCAUAAUGUGCCUGCGAGCCAUCAUGAACUACCAGUCUGGUUUUAACCUGGUGAUGACUCACCCGCGCUGUGUGAACGAGAUCUCCCUCAGUCUCAACAGCAGGAAUCCCAGGACCAAAGCCCUGGUGUUGGAGCUGCUGGCCGCAGUGUGUCUUGUCAGAGGAGGACAUGACAUCAUUCUGUCGGCUUUUGACAACUUCAAAGAGGUGAGCAGAGAAAAGAACCGCUUUGAGAAGUUGAUGGAAUACUUCAUCAAUGAUGACAGCAACAUUGACUUCAUGGUGGCCUGCAUGCAGUUCAUAAACAUUGUGGUCCAUUCAGUGGAGAACAUGAACUUCCGUGUUCACCUACAGUUCGAGUUCACUCACCACGGGCUAGACAAGUAUCUCUGGCAACUGAAGCAAACAGAGAGCGAGAAGCUGCAGGUGCAGAUCCAAGCCUACCUGGACAAUGUGUUAGACGUCGGAGCCCUGCUGGAGGACGCUGAGAACAGAGGAGGGGUGCUGGAGCAUGUGGACGACCUGCAGGAACACAACGUACAGCUGAGCGCCCGGCUUCAGGAGAUCGAGAGUCAGACCACAGAGAAAAUGUCUGAACUUGAGACUCAGCUCAUGCAGGCCACCAAGGAGACUGAGCUGCUCAAAGAAAGCCUGCGAGAGUCCUGUUCCCAGGUCAGUGCCUUGCAGCAGAGAGAACGGGAGCGAGAGCUGGACAGGGAGAGGGAGAAGGAUAGGGAGCGUCUGAGCACCUCCGCCCCUCCGACAUCAUCUUCAGAACUGGAGCAGAAGAUCCAGGAGCUGCAGGACAAGGGGCUGGUCCGACUGGGACGCAGCGCCUCCGGAGGUCUGGACAUCCAGGUCGUGCCCGUCACGGUGGUCGAAUACGUCCAAGCCCCAGCCUCAGCCGCCCAGCCCGCUGCUCCGCUCACUGUCACUGAUUCUGCUUCUCCAACGUCCAGCGUACCUGCACCUCCACCACCUCCUCCACCUCCCCCUCCUCCUCCUGGUGGUCCAGGGGCGGCUGCGUCUCCUAUUCCGCCUCCUCCUCCACCUCCACCUCCUCUAGGAGGUUGUGGUGCGGUGCCCCCAGCUCCUCCUCCACCACCGCCUCCCGGAGGAGGUCCACCACCCCCUCCUCCCCUACCUGGUGCUGGACCCCCACCUCCACCUCCCCCGCCUGGUUCUGGACCUCCUCCUCCGCCUGGAGCACCAAGCGCUCAAUCUGGGCUAAAGAGCAAGAAGCCCAUUAAGACCAAGUUCAGGAUGCCAUUGUUAAACUGGCAGGCCUUAAAACCAAACCAGGUGGCAGGCACCGUCUUCAACGAACUGGAUGACGAGCAGGUCUUAGGGGAGCUGAACAUGGAUAUGUUUGAGGAACAGUUUAAGACUAGGGCUCAGGGUAAUCCAACAGAAGUGUCCACUAUCAAGAAGAAGGUGGCAGUCCAGAAAGCGCCCAGCAAGACGUCCUUGAUUGAUGCCAACAAGGCAAAGAAUCUGUCCAUCACUUUACGCAAGGGGGGACUGACGCCGUCUGGUAUCUGCACCGCCAUAGAGACAUACGACCAGCAAGCUAUGUCCGUAGACUUCCUGGAAAUACUCGUGCCCUUCAUACCAUCAGAUUAUGAGAUGAAGCUGCUUGUUAACUAUGAGAAGGAUGGACGCCCACUGGAGGAGCUGACCGACGAGGAUCAAUUUAUUUUACGCUUUGGGAAGAUUCCUCGUCUGACGCAGCGAAUAAACACUUUCACGUUCAUGGGCAACUUCCCUGAUACCGUCAAACGCCUGCAGCCGCAACUGAACUCCAUCAUUGCUGCGUCCAUGUCCAUAAAGUCUUCAACCAAACUGAAAAAGAUCUUAGAGAUUGUUCUCGCCUUUGGCAACUAUAUGAACAGCAGUAAGAGGGGCGCAGCGUACGGGUUUCGGCUGCAGAGUCUGGAUGUUCUGUUGGAGACCAAGUCAACGGACCGCUCGCAGACGCUACUUCACUUCAUCACUAGCAUCAUCCAGGAAAAAUACCCCGACUUGGUCAACUUCCACACUGAGCUACACUUUAUGGACAAGGCAGCGCUUGUAUCACUAGACGGCCUCCUCGCGGACAUCCGCUCAUUAGAACGGGGAAUGGAAACGACCAAAAAGGAAUUCCUGGUGCAGGACGACAGCCCGGUGUUGAAGGAGUUCAUCAAAACCAACAGCAAGCAGCUGGAAACUUUGAUCAAAGACGGCAAUACAGCAACGGAGGCUUACGGAUCUGCGGUGGAGUAUUUCGGAGAGAACCCCAAAACUACGCAGCCUUCCAUGUUUUUCCCGCUGUUUGCACGCUUGAUAAAAGCCUACAAGGUAGCACAGCAAGACAUUGAGCAGAAAAAGAAAAAGGAGAAUGAGGUCAUUGAGGAAAAGGUGCCAACAUCUCCGAACAAGGCUGGGGCACAAAAGGGGCCUAUGAUGCCUAAGAUGGACCUGAUAGCAGAGCUGAGGAAGAGGCAGGUGAAACCGCAGGUACGCGAGGGGAAGGACGGCGCCCUGGAGGACAUCAUCACAGAUUUGAGGAGCACACCAUUCAGGCGGACAGAUGGUCGACGGCCAGCCCAGCGCCAGGACUCUUGAGCCACUUCAGUUCCACGACUUUUUACAAAUGUAUACAGACAGAAAAACAGGCUUUAAAAUGUGCUGCAUAUA